This is a messenger RNA of Paralichthys olivaceus (Japanese flounder), 1688 nucleotides long. It is a transcript of the gene gabrr3a, whose product is annotated as gamma-aminobutyric acid type A receptor subunit rho3a. Gene Ontology annotation, cellular component: synapse; plasma membrane; neuron projection. NCBI's taxonomy places the organism in Eukaryota, Metazoa, Chordata, Actinopteri, Pleuronectiformes, Paralichthyidae. The record is from RefSeq and is a predicted model, not a curated record. Gene Ontology annotation, molecular function: GABA-A receptor activity; neurotransmitter receptor activity; extracellular ligand-gated monoatomic ion channel activity. Gene Ontology annotation, biological process: signal transduction; nervous system process; chemical synaptic transmission.
AUGAGAGUGGCCCUCCUGGCCUUCAGACUGAUGUGGUUGGCCUGGUUGUGGCCCAUCACCCAGCUCCACGGCAGCCACUUCCCGAACAAGAGGAGACACAAGGAUGUGUAUGUCGGAGAGAACACCAAACAGAAGCAUGGAGGGCGGGUGGAUCUUAAGAUGAAAAAGCUGGACAGCACCAAGUCUCUGCUUAUUAAAUCUGAGCAGCUGCUUCGGAUUGAAGACCAUGACUUUGCGAUGCGGCCGGGCUUUGGAGGUUCAGCUAUUCCAGUCGGCAUCGACGUCCAGGUAGAGAGCAUUGAUAGCAUAUCGGAAGUAAACAUGGACUUUACUAUGACUUUGUACUUGAGGCAUUAUUGGCAGGACGAUCGACUGGCUUUUCCUUCCAGCAGCAACAAGAGUCGUACCUUUGACGCACGUCUUGUGAAGAAAAUUUGGGUUCCUGAUGUUUUCUUUGUUCACUCUAAACGCUCGUUCAUCCAUGAUACAACCAUGGAGAAUAUCAUGCUGAGGGUUUUUCCUGAUGGCAACAUCCUCUACAGUGUCAGGAUCACUGUGACGGCACUUUGCUCAAUGGACUUCAGUAGUUUCCCCCUGGACACACAGAAUUGCUCUCUGGAGCUGGAGAGCUAUGCUUACAAUGAGAAUGAUCUCAUGCUCUACUGGAAGAACGGGAACGAUUCAUUAAGGACUGAUGAGAUUGUGCUCUCUCAGUUUUUUAUUGAAGACUUCCAGCCUUCCUUUGGACUUGCCUUCUACAGCAGUACUGGUUGGUACAAUCGGCUCUACAUAAACUUCAUUCUCAGGAGGCAUAUCUUCUUCUUCAUGCUUCAAACGUACUUUCCCACCAUGCUGAUGGUGAUGCUGUCCUGGGUGUCCUUCUGGAUAGACAGGAGGGCAGUACCUGCUCGUGUCUCUCUGGGCAUCACCACGGUUCUGACCAUGUCCACCAUCAUCACUGGUGUCUCAGCCUCUAUGCCACAGGUGUCUUACGUCAAAGCCGUGGACAUCUACUUGUGGGCAAGCUUCCUGUUCGUCUUCCUGUCUGUCAUUGAGUACGCUGCUGUCAACUAUUUCACCACAGUCGAGGAAAUGAAGAAGCUCAGAGGGGCAAAGAUCCCCUCCUCUUUCAACGCUACACAGGCUAUGGCGUUUGACGGCUGUUUCCAUGACAACGACAUUGACCUGACUCCUUUCUCGGAGGUUCCUAGCACGCCGAACACGGAGAGGAACACCCAGUCACGAAACUCCACCGUCUCUGCACCCACAGAGGGGACCAGGCUACGCCGCAAGCACCCUUUAAUACAAAAUCUCAGCUUCAUCAUGAGCAACAGCUACAUGAUAGACUCUUACUCCAGAGUCAUAUUUCCCCUGGCUUACCUGCUCUUCAACAUCAUUUACUGGAGUUUAUAUGCAUAGAGCAUAAACUAUGCUGAAUAAACACUACUUUUCUUCACCAUUAAAUCACCAACAGGCUGCAAUAAACUAAUAUAUACAAUAACUUGUUCUGCUGUGGGAUACAACCUCUUGCAUGAAGUCUUCAGUUGUAAAUUGAGGUCGGCUGUUGCUUUAUUUUUGCUGAUGUUUCUGUGUAUUUUUAGCAUGCCUGUUUUAUAUGAGAUAAAGUUUUAAUCAAACAAAUGUAUUUACAUUUAUAGGGAUUUGUUCUAUUGUGGGAUUAGACACAA